AUGUUUUCGGUUCGUGCUUUUGUGGAAAGCGCUCUCCAUGACAAACUAAGCACGCUUGCCUGCUUCCAUUACGGCCAAACGCUACAGAUACUGCAGGCGCGACUUAAUGAAUUCGACCAGACAUCUGCGAUAUCUGAUUCUACGAUCAUGGUUGUUAUUACACUGGCACAGGCCGCAGAGCUCACUGGAGAUUUUGCGGCUGUAGAAAAUCAUAUCAAAGGCCUAGAGAAGAUUGUGAACCUAAGAGGCGGAGUGCGGGAGCUAAAUACACACAAUAAUACACAGGUCAAGGUAUGCAGGGCUGACUUGGCGUAUGCGUUGCUCUCUGGAAACAGACCGCGUCUUCUCGGAGAGGGAAUAUCCUGGGACUGCUAUAUCGCGGAUCGUGGUUUGAUACAGUGCAGUCACCAGCCUCAUGACGCUAAUAUACGCGCCUUCGCAGAGACUGUUAUGGACGCAAGACUACAUAAUGCCUUGAGAGAUCUCCAUGCUUUCUCCUGUCUUAGCAAUUGUGCCUAUCAGACGACACGCAAGCUUUCACCAGAAACGUAUAAUGAGAUGAUGAUUUCUAUCCUUUACAGACUCACGCACCUGUCAUUCAAGAGCGACUACCUGCAGGAGGCGAUGCGAGUCGGAUUACUGGCUUUUUCUUCGGCAAUCUUCAUGCAACGGCAGUUUAUGGAACAGCCCUAUGAUAAUCUGCUAAAUCUCUACAACAAAGCCUUGUCUAGGCUGCGCAAGUCCACAGACAUUGACUUACCCAUACCUAUCGUACUUUGGAUGACCAUGCUAUCCAAUGUGGUGGCACCCAAGGAGCUUUCUCGUGUGGACUGGAGGAGUGUCUGGCUUGACGAGGCUGUUUCACGUGCGGGCAUCGACUCAUGGUCCCAGGCACGCGAAAUAUUGAAAUCGGUCAUGUGGAUCGACUUCAUCCAUGACCGACUUGGGAAGAAGGUCUGCGAAUCGGCCAUGUCCCGGCUUGGAAGACCACCUCGAGUCGAUGUUUUGUGCACUUCAUUGUGA
Molecule: messenger RNA, 1023 nt
Organism: Venustampulla echinocandica
Lineage: Eukaryota; Fungi; Ascomycota; Leotiomycetes; Helotiales; Pleuroascaceae
Exons: 2
Coding region: 1-1023 (340 amino acids)
Source: RefSeq, a predicted model, not a curated record